This is a messenger RNA of Eufriesea mexicana, 1944 nucleotides long. RefSeq names its product Syndecan (gene Sdc). Gene Ontology annotation, biological process: cell migration. The transcript has 5 exons. NCBI's taxonomy places the organism in Eukaryota, Metazoa, Arthropoda, Insecta, Hymenoptera, Apidae. The coding region runs from base 166 to 876 and encodes 236 amino acids. Gene Ontology annotation, cellular component: membrane; cell surface. The record is from RefSeq and is a predicted model, not a curated record.
UCAUCGAUCAGUGUGGUGUGUGUCGCGUUGUUGCUCCGGUGGAUUUUUUUGUGGUUUGUUCCUGCUUGGGACGUACGCGUAUUUUUUUCGUUUGGUUUUCUUGAGUCGACGCGGUGAUCACUCAAGGGGCUCUUGAACGGGCCCAGCGGCAAAAACAGAGGAAAGAUGCAACCGAGGAUAUACUGGAUUCUGAUCAGUACGGCCGUCAUUCUCGCGGGAUGCAACGCCGCUACAGAGAAGGAACAAAACGAGAAAGAAAGGACAGCGGGAGGAAGUUCGACGUACAACACCGACCCGGACGACCUCUAUUUAGACGAACAGGAGUCUUUGGAGGGUUCUGGUCGAGGUGGCAGCGGAGGUCGCAACGACCUUGAAGCAUCCGGAAGUGGCCUUGGACCGGACGACGAAGAUAGCGUCGAUGAUCAUGAUUUUAAUAACAAUAACAGGAUAGAAACACCACCUCAAGGGCCGGAAGAACCUAAAGCACCAUAUUCCGUCGACGAACCAAGUAAAUCUAAGGAACAGACGAUCGUGGAGACUGUAAACCGACCCGACAACGAGGUUGAUGUAAUCGAGCCCGUAGAUGAGGGCGACCACUCGGAGAACACCGACGACAUCCACGAAGUAUACAUCAUGAACCCGAAACACGAGGACCGUUCUAGCUCUUUCUUUGCUCAGCCAGGUGUACUCGCAGCGGUGAUUGGUGGUGCAGUAGUUGGUCUGCUUUGCGCAAUCUUGGUGGUGAUGUUCAUCGUGUACAGGAUGCGCAAGAAGGACGAGGGUUCGUACGCCCUGGAUGAGCCAAGAAGAUCUCCAGCGGCGCAGGCGUUCCCUAAGCCUGGCGCGCCGCAUCACAAUCGAGAAUUCUACGCUUGAGGCGACAAAGCUUACCUGGCUUUGGCACCGCCCAGUUUUGUCCCACGAUACCAUGCCGAGAAAGACGAUGUCCUUCGACCGAAUUAAGCGCCACCGCCGACAAUACGACACAUCCGGAAUCUCCCACGAGGGUCUUGCGAAACACCUCGUUUACUGACCACAAAGAGACUUCCUUCACGUCGGGGAAAAGCAUCACCUUAAUCUCUUUUUGACUUUUCGAUCAAAGAUUUGCUUAAUUUUCUUUUUAACACACAUUUCUUUCUUCUUAAACGCCCCUUAGUUCUUUCAAUAAUUUAGACACUUCAAUAACAUUCUCUGUUUUACCAUAGGAACACACUUGUUUUAAUUGAUCACUUUCUGAGGUGGAACCUCUCUUAACUCCACAGCACUCUAUUUUCCUACUCGUGUGCCAUCUCGCUACGAGUAACCUUCUGAGUUAAGCAUUGGUCCACCUCUGAGAGUUGAAUAUCGAUUUUUCUAUUGGUCGCAAUUUAUUUUAUAUUUUUGUGCCAACUCGUUGUUUAAGUCACGGGUAUUUGUCUCUUUCUGUAACUAUCGUGCACUGAUCGAACAAAAGAGAGAGGGCGAUAGCUGAUGAACUGCCCCGUUACGAGUACUCGUCGGCAAGGUCGCGCAAAUUCCAGAUGCAUUUACACAACGUGUAUUUCAAAGCGUAUACGUAUCCAGGCGUACGUACACGCCUCCCUGUACAGGACUGAGAGCGCGAAAAUUCGUGGGCGAUAAACGCUGCUGGUAUGUCGUUAAUCAUUCUGGCCCGGUGGAAGGAGGGAAAGGAAGAAGGAUCGUUGCGCCACCGUGAUUUCUCUUCGACGCCAAUCCCGUGAACCACGACCUCGUUUAUCAGCGUUUCCUCCGCUGUUCCCCCUUUUUCUCUCUUCACUGUUUUUCAUCCACUUUCUUUUUGUUUUCUAUUUAACGAUCAUUUCCCGGAUUUGCAGAUGUUUUUAACAGUAUGACUACACAGGACCUUUGAUCUAUUGGCGCUUUUCUUUCUCUAAAGUCCAACCAUAUGGAAUCUCAGCAUUUAUUUUGAAGAACAUGAGAUUU